Molecule: messenger RNA, 4127 nt
Organism: Sphaeramia orbicularis (orbiculate cardinalfish)
Lineage: Eukaryota; Metazoa; Chordata; Actinopteri; Kurtiformes; Apogonidae
Gene: usp25
Product: ubiquitin specific peptidase 25
Exons: 24
Coding region: 189-3425 (1078 amino acids)
Biological process (GO): protein deubiquitination
Cellular component (GO): cytosol; nucleus
Molecular function (GO): protein binding; cysteine-type deubiquitinase activity
Source: RefSeq, a predicted model, not a curated record
UCUGAGACCCAGAGCAGUGAUGUUUUCAUGCCUGCGACCUGCGCUAGUCAUUCUGCCAUGGCGCCCGUAAUGUCGCUGAUUAAGGAGGGGACAUCUUAGCAUCGCAUUUUCAUUUGUUUCAGUAAAAUUUACCCUGUGCGCUUUGUUUACCCUGGUUGAAUUUAAUAAGAUAAAUUUCUGAACCGGCCAUGACCGUGGAGCAGAAUGUCCUCCAGCAGCAUUCUCAGAAGCACCAGCAGACACUACUAAACCAGUUGAGGGAGGUAACGGGCACUACAGACGUUCAGCUGCUUCAGCAGGCUCUGCAGGUGAGUAAUGGAGACCUUGCCGAGGCCGUGGCCUUUCUGACCGAGAAGAAUGCUAAGGUUCCUCAACAAGAUGAGACAACAUACUACCAGACGUCCCAGGUGGCCAGUGAUAGAUACAUCAGUGUGGGAAGCCAGGCAGACACAAAUGUGAUUGACCUCACUGGGGAUGAUAAAGAUGACCUCCAGAGGGCGAUUGCUCUCAGCCUAGAGGAAUCCAACCGGGCGUUCAGGGAGACAGGAAUCACAGAUGAGGAGCAAGCCAUCAGCAGAGUUUUGGAAGCCAGCAUUGCAGAAAACAAGGCAAGUCUGAAACGCACCCACACAGAGGUAUGGAGCGAUUCCCCCAAUCCACACGACAGGAAGAGGAUAGACAGCUGCCCCGUGGGCCUGAAAAAUGUUGGCAAUACCUGCUGGUUCAGUGCUGUCAUACAGUCUUUGUUCAACCUGCUGGAGUUCCAGAGGCUGGUGUUAAACUACUCUCCUCCAGCCAGAGUCCAGGACCUGCCUCGAAACCAGAAGGAACACAGGAACCUGCCCUUCAUGCAGGAGCUGAGGAACCUCUUCUCCCUCAUGGUCGGGUCCAAGAGGAAGUACGUGGAUCCGUCUCGCGCGGUGGAAAUCCUGAAAGACGCAUUUAAAUCCAGUGAAUCUCAGCAGCAGGAUGUGAGCGAGUUCACCCACAAGCUGCUGGACUGGCUGGAGGACGCCUUCCAGAUGAAGGCCGAAGAAGACAGGGAGGGUGAGAAGCCAAAGAACCCCAUGGUGGAGCUUUUCUAUGGGCGCUUCCUUGCUGUGGGCGUCCUGGAAGGUAAAAAGUUUGAGAACACAGAGAUGUUUGGGCAGUACCCUCUGCAGGUCAACGGCUUCAAAGAUCUUCACGAAUGUCUGGAGGCGGCGAUGAUCGAAGGCGAGAUUGAGUCGUUGCAUUCGGCAGAGAAUUCGGCCAGAUCUGGACAAGAGCACUGGUUCACAGAACUCCCACCUGUAUUGACCUUCGAACUCUCCAGAUUCGAGUUCAACCAAGCGUUGGGACGACCUGAGAAGAUCCACAACAAGCUCGAGUUCCCCUCCAUGCUCUACAUGGACAGGUACAUGGACAGGAACAGGGAAAUAACCAGGAUCAAGAGGGAGGAGAUCAGAAGGCUGAAAGAGCAUCUGACGCUCCUCCAGCAGCGACUGGAGAGGUAUCUGAGUUAUGGCUCCGGCCCCAAGAGGUUCCCUCUGGCAGAUGUCCUCCAGUACGCCAUGGAGUUCGCCUCCAGUAAACCAGUCUGCACUUCCCCAGUGGAGGACAUCGACUCCUCAGCGCCCCCCGGUGGGACGACGGGGCCACAGCUGCCCCCACCAAGUGCAGCCGAGCAGGACUCCAUGGCUCCUGUAGAGAGCUCGGCCCCAGGCUUGGCCCCCACCACAGCCCCCACAGCAGCCCAGCAGCAGAGAGUCCCCAUUCACAAGCCCUUCACCCAGUCCCGACUACCGCCUGACCUGCCCAUGCACCCCGCCCCUCGCCACAUCACGGAGGAGGAGCUGAGGGUCCUGGAGGGAUGUUUACAUCGCUGGAGAAGUGAAGUAGAGAACGACACCCGCGAUCUGCAGGGGAGUAUAACCAGAAUCCACAGAACUAUAGAGUUAAUGUACUCAGAUAAAUCUAUGAUGCAGGUUCCGUACCGGCUUCACGCUGUGCUGGUCCACGAAGGCCAGGCCAACGCAGGUCACUAUUGGGCCUACAUCUACGACCCCCAUCAGCGAUGCUGGAUGAAGUACAAUGACAUCUCUGUCACCAAGUCAUCGUGGGAGGAGUUAGUCAGGGACUCUUUUGGAGGCUACCGUAAUGCUAGUGCCUAUUGUCUCAUGUAUAUAAAUGACAAGAAGCCCUUUCUCAUAGAGGAGGAGUUUGAUAAAGAAACAGGUCAGAUUCUCAGCGGUUUGGACAAACUGCCUCCAGAUUUGAAGCAGUAUGUGAAGGAGGACAACGAGCUGUUUGAUAAAGAGAUCGAGGAGUGGGAUUCUCUCCAGGCUCGUAAAGCCCAGCAGGAGAAACUGGCUCUGGCCACGGCCACUGCUGCAGCCUCGGCAGCAUCCAGCACCUCCACCUCGUCCUCUUCCCCUCAGCCCAUGAGCAUUGAGUCCAGCCCUCCAGACAACGCAGUUCCCCAACAGGAUCCGGAGUACAUGGAGCAGCCGUCACCCACACAUGACUCCAAACACCUGCAGGAAGACACGGAACGAGCCAUUUCCAAGGCUGUCGCCGAACAGGAGGAGAGAAGCCCCGAAGCAUUGUUAAACGCAGCCAUCAAGUUGGAAUACGGUCGUCUUCUGAGAUUUGCCCAAGAGGACACGUCUCCCGAGAAUGACUACCGACUACAACACAUCAUCGUCUACCUCAUCCAAAACCAGGCACCCAAGAAGAUCCUGGAGCGAACGCUGCUCACUCAGUUCGCCGACAGGAACCUGGCUUUUGAUGAGAGAUGUAAGAGCAUUAUGAAUGUGGCACGUGCCAAACUGGACCUGAUUAAGCCCGAGGAGGUCAACAUGGAUGAAUAUGAGACGUGGCAUCAGGACUACAGGAAUUUCCGUGAGACUACCAUCUUUAUGACGACUGGCUUGGAGCUCUUCCAGAAGACAAAUUACGUGGAGGCUCUGAUGUAUCUGAUUUACUCGUAUCAGUACAACAAAGAGCUGCUGGCCAAAGGGCUGUACAGGGGCCACGACGAGGAGCUCCUGGGUCAUUACCGCCGCGAGUGUUUGCUGAAACUGAACGAGCAGGCGGCAGCCAUGUUUGAGUCCGGAGAAGAACCGGAGGUAACCACGGGCCUCGGGAUCAUGAACGAGCUGGUGGUUCCCUGCAUCCCUCUGCUGCUGGUCCACGACGCCGAGCGCGACCUGCUGGCGGUGGAGGACAUGAGGAACCGCUGGUGCUCCUACCUGGGCCAGGAGAUGGAAUCGAACCUCCAGGAAAAGCUCACCGACUUCCUCCCCAAGUUACUGGACUGCUCGACGGAGAUCAAAAGCUUCCACGACCCCCCCAAGCUGCCCACAUACUCCACCCUGGAGCUGAGUGAACGGUUCAGCCGCGUCAUGGCCGCCCUGAGCCGAGCGCCCGGCGAGGGGAGAUGAGCUCCUCCCCCUCCGCAACAACACCCCACCCACCCACCCCGGGCUUCAAUCCAUGGACCUGUCUUUAACCCACGCCUUCCUUACAAAUCCAGGGGUCACUUGCUUAUAGCUGUUAUUCCUCUGUUACUCUUUUGCUGCUAUAGUUUUUAUCAUUAUAAAUAUUAUUUCACGUUUAUUUUAAGCGAAACGCGACGGAGGAAGGACGAAGGGAAGACGGACUGUCAGGAGGAAAAUGAGAUGAAGAGAAGUUUAUGGCAAAACAGUGGCAACCUGCAGUGAUAGAAAACCGAACACAUUCUGCUUCAGCUUCACAAAAACACACAAAAAAAACAAGUUUGAGAGUUUUUUUUUCCCUCAUAGUUUAUUAUCGUUGUUGUUGCUGUUUGGUUCCGGCUUCCCCAACCACGCUCAUAGUCCUUUCUAAAGCACCCUUCUCUGCGUGACAAGGUUCACCCCACUGCUCCGCCUCCAGUUUGGUACAGUAUUACCACGUUUUGUUUUAUUUUUCUAAAGGAAGUAAGAAAGAGAGCCUUCAGAUUUAUCAGCGGCUCGGCGUAUCUCCAAUGGGUCUCAUGUCUCUGUGGACUGUGCCAGAUUGGGAUGUUUUAAGUGCUGUGGUAGACAGCCACGGACUUUCUGUGGCUUGUUAAUAAAACGAGAGAAUAAAAUUUUAUUUAUGGCCCUUUAGGCCAACUAAACAAA